This is a messenger RNA of Vombatus ursinus (common wombat), 1584 nucleotides long. RefSeq names its product zona pellucida sperm-binding protein 4-like. The transcript is spliced from 12 exons. Gene Ontology annotation, molecular function: structural constituent of egg coat; acrosin binding. The coding region runs from base 1 to 1584 and encodes 527 amino acids. The record is from RefSeq and is a predicted model, not a curated record. Gene Ontology annotation, biological process: binding of sperm to zona pellucida; prevention of polyspermy. Gene Ontology annotation, cellular component: egg coat. NCBI's taxonomy places the organism in Eukaryota, Metazoa, Chordata, Mammalia, Diprotodontia, Vombatidae.
AUGCUGUGGAUUUUACUUUUUGCUCUCUUCUCUUUUGCUUGGGGGAGUCUGGAAGAGACUGAAGACUUGAAUCAUCCUGGCACGUUCUCUUGUGGACUAAGGAGUUUUCAGUUUACACUUCCUCUUCUAAGUCAGUAUGGAAAGAACCCUGGACUAAUAGCUUGGGACGACCAAGGGAUGCUGCGCUCUCUGCAGAACGAUUCAAGCUGUGGGACUUGGAUCACCUACAGCUCACUCGAGUCUAUCCAGCUAGAAGCUUCCUAUUCUGGAUGUUAUGUGACCAAAUGGGAUACCUAUUACAUAAUGCCGAUUGGGGUCUCGGGCCUAGAUGCUGAUGGAAGUAAGACUGUUCACCAGGUGAAGGUGCUCAAGUGUUCAUUCACUCUGCCAGCCCUAGAUGCUCCAGGUCUUGACCUGUGUGAUGUCAAAGCUUGGGACAGGCUGUCCUGUGCCAUUUCAUCCAUCACCAAAGGAGACUGUGAGAACCUAGGCUGCUGCUAUAGCUCUGAAGACGAAGUAAAUCCUUGCUACUAUGGAAACACAGUGACUGCCCAGUGCACUCCAGAUGGCCAAUUGUCUGUUGCGGUUUCUCAGAACGUGACUUGGCCAUCAUUGCUUUUGGAUUCAGUACAUUUGGUUUCUGGAGUAGAUGCUAAAUGUGAUCCCAUGGAGAAAAAUGAUGCCUUUGUCCUGUUCCAGUUUCCACUAUCUGCCUGUGGCACCAUCCUACAGAUGAUUGAUAAUCAGGCAAUAUAUAAGAAUGAGCUACUGGCAUCUAGGGAUGUGAGAAACUGGACCCGUGGGUCAAUCACUAGGGAUAGCAUCUUCAGGCUUCAUAUCAGCUGUAGCUAUUCCAUAAAAGGUGACAUGCUCCCAGCUACUAUCCAGGUUGUCACCCUCCCCCCACCACUUCCUGUUACCAAGCCAGGGCCUCUGGCUCUGGAAAUGCAAAUUGCUAAAGAAGAGCACUAUAGUUCCUACUAUGUGGCCACUGAAUACCCAGUAACAAAGCUACUUCGGCAGCCAAUUCAUGUGGAGGUUCGGAUCCUACGAAGAACAGACCCAGAUCUGGUUCUACUUCUACACCAUUGUUGGGCAACCCCCAGUACCAAUCCUCAGUAUCCAAUACAAUGGCCCAUCUUAGUGAAGGGAUGUCCCUAUGAAGGAGAUAACUACUGGACAAAGAUGGUAUCCAUACCAAGAAAUUCAACACCACGGUUUCCUUCUCACUACAAGCGCUUCAUCAUCCACACCUUUGCUUUCAUGGAUUCUGCUUUUAAAAAGGCACUCAUGGGACCGGUAUAUCUACACUGCAAUGCCUCUGUCUGCCAGCCCUUGGGGGCAGACUCUUGCACAGUAACCUGCCCUGUGGGAACUAGAAAAAGGAGGAACUCUGAGACCCAUCCUUGGAACAAGACUUCAAAUGUUUCUAGCAAGGGGCCUAUAUUUUUGCUUCAAGAUGCUGAAGACUCCUCUCAAUCAGGUUCAGUCCUGGACAUAAGAAUGCUCUGGCUUAUUCUAUCUGGGACCCUAAUUGUGGCAAUAUUGUUGAUAUCCUUCCUAGCACUGAGGAGAUGGAAGUAA